GCUUCCAUUUGGUCGAAAACCCUCGCGAAUCUGAGAUCCCGAAGCGGGCGCUCGCGGCGAGCUGGUUCUCGAAAACCCUAGAGGGAGAGAAGGGGACCCGCGGCGGCGGCACAUGGCGAUCAUUUCCGACUUCCAGGAGGACGAGGCUCCGCGGCAGCAACAGCAGCAGCCGGCGGCGGCGGGCGGCGACGAGGAGGUCCUCGCGGCGGUGCUGGAGCGGAAGGGCGGCGCGAUCCCCUUCCUCCAGGCGGCAAUCGACGUCGCGAGGCGGCGCUCCGACCUGUUCCGGGACCCCUCCGCGGUGAGCAGGGUCUCGGCCUUGGCGUCGGCGGCUAGGGCGCAGGUGGAGGCGGAGGAGAGGAAGGCGAGGGAGGCCAAGAGGAAGGCAGAGGAGGCGGAGAGGAAGGCGGCCGAGGCGGAGAGGAAGGCGAAGGCGCCCGCGGAGGUGAAGCCGGAGAGCUCGGUGGCAGCGGAGCCGGAGAGCUCGGCGGGGAAGGAUGGCAUGGAGGUGGAGAAGGAGGAGGGGAACGUGCGGAAACCAAAUGCUGGCAAUGGUCUUGAUUUGGAGAAGUACUCUUGGACUCAGCAAUUGCCAGAGGUUACUAUCACUGUGCCUGUUCCUCAAGGAACAAAGUCAAGGUUUGUCGUCUGUGAUAUUAAGAAGGAGCAUCUGAAGGUUGGUUUGAAGGGUCAGCCUCCUAUUAUCGAGGGUGAACUUUACAAACCAGUUAAAGUUGAUGACUGCUUCUGGAGCAUAGAGGAUGGAAAAUCGCUGUCCAUUCUGCUGACAAAGCAAAAUCAAAUGGAGUGGUGGAAAUCUGUAGUAAAGGGUGAGCCUGAAGUUGAUACACAAAAGGUAGAACCAGAGAACAGCAAACUCUCUGAUUUGGAUCCAGAGACUCGACAAACUGUUGAGAAGAUGAUGUUUGAUCAACGCCAGAAGCAGAUGGGUCUUCCAACAAGUGAUGAAAUGCAGAAGCAAGAAAUGCUCAAGAAAUUCAUGGCUCAGCACCCGGAGAUGGACUUCUCAAGGGCGAAAUUAGCUUAGAAAAUGUUCAAUCAGAUCGUACCAGCCGUGUGGAGAUAUUACAUUCUGUUUCGUGCUAAAUUGUGGUUAGCGGGUUCAUCUGUGAUACUGGCUUAACAUCAUUUUGUGUUCUUCAGAAGCGUAGUUAUGAACUACUGUGCUGUUUACUGAACCUUUGAAUGGCAUCAGUUGUUAAAUUGACGAGAACCGAUAGUAAAUCAGUUGCAUCC
Oryza brachyantha (malo sina) is the source of this 1257-nucleotide messenger RNA. RefSeq names its product protein BOBBER 1-like. Lineage: Eukaryota; Viridiplantae; Streptophyta; Magnoliopsida; Poales; Poaceae. The coding region runs from base 113 to 1048 and encodes 311 amino acids. Gene Ontology annotation, biological process: protein folding. The transcript is spliced from 6 exons. Gene Ontology annotation, cellular component: cytoplasm. The record is from RefSeq and is a predicted model, not a curated record.